CCAUUGGAAAGGGUCUGGAGCAUGGUCUGGAGCAGCUGCCACUGGACCCGAGGGUUGGGUCACUCUGGGUCCUGCCCCUUUCAGGGGUGGGACCUAACGGAGAAAUAGCUCCUCAUUCUGAAUGGACAGGAUACUUUACACUUUUUCUUGCACGGUGAGGCUGUUUCAAAAAUUGAGCUGAGAAUACCCUCUUCAACUUCUACUUCGCGAUCAAAUCCCAGGAUGUCUCGUGAACAGCUGGCAGUAGAGCGGGCGAGGAGAGCAUUCUCAACCGGCAGGUCCAAACCGCUGGCGUACCGCAUCCGUCAACUCAACAACCUUCGGCGGUUCCUCGUCGAGAGACAAUCAGAGAUCGCAGAAGCGGCCAAAAAAGAUCUCAAUAGGAGUGAAGUGGGAAUCCAGCUCUUUGAAACGUUGGGCUUGGAAUCAGAGAUCCAACUGGUGAUAAAGAACCUCAAAAAAUGGGCUGCUCCCCGGGCGGUGGAGAAGAACCUGGUGACUCUGUCCGAUACGCUGUACAUCCAGCCCGAGCCACUGGGGGUCGUGCUGGUGAUCGGAGCGUGGAACUACCCCUGGGCGGUCACCCUGUUCCCCCUGAUAGGCGCCAUCGCCGCAGGUAAUGCAGCUGUGGUGAAACCCUCUGAGGUGUGUGUUCACACCUCUAAGGUCAUGGAGGAACUACUUAACGCCUACCUCGACAAGGAGCUGUACCCGGUGGUGACGGGCGGCGUCCAGGAGACCCAGGAGCUGCUGAAGCAGCGCUUCGACCACAUCGUCUACACCGGCAACUCCGUGGUGGGUCGCAUCGUCAUGGAGGCUGCGGCCAAACACCUGACCCCCGUCACCCUGGAGCUGGGGGGCAAGAGCCCCUGCUACAUCGACAAGGACUGUGACAUCCCUUUGGCCUGCAGGCGCGUGACCUGGGGGAAGUUCACCAACUGUGGCCAGACGUGCAUCGCUCCGGACUACGUGCUGUGUGAGGCCAGCAUCCAGGACCGCGUCAUCGACGAGAUGAAGAAAUGCAUCAAGGAGUUCUACACGGACGACCCUAAGAGCUUCCUGGACUAUGGACGCAUCAUCAACGAGCGCCACUUCAGGAGGAUCCUGGCCAUGACGGAGGACAGCAUGGUUGCUGUGGGAGGAGAGAGCGACCACACUGAGUGCUACAUAGCCCCGACCAUUCUGCGGGACGUGAAGGCUGGGUCAAAGGUCAUGCAGGAAGAGAUCUUCGGUCCGCUGCUUCCGAUCGUGCCGGUGAGCGGACUGGAAGGGGCCAUCGACUUUAUCAACCAAGGAGAGAAAUCCCUCGUGAUCUACGUAUUCUCCACCGACAAGAAGCUGAUCAAUCGACUGAUCGAGGAGACGUCUAGUGGAGCAGUUUUGGCCAACGACUGUCUGGUGCACUACUCAGUCAGUUCCCUGCCUUUCGGUGGAGUAGGAAACAGCGGCAUGGGCUGCUACCACGGCAAGUUCAGCUUCGACCAGCUCAGCCACCUGCGGAGCUGCAUGGUCCGGCCGCUGAAGAACGAGGGGAUGAACAGCAUGCGCUACCCCCCACACACCCUCGGCAAGCUGGGCUGGGCGCGCUUCUUCCUGGUCCAGGCCCCCGACCUGGCCUUGAUGGGCCGCGUGGGAGCUCUGGCGGUGCUGGUGGCCGUGGCCGGCUUCCUGAUCAAUGCCUAUUUGCUGUGAGGAGAAACUGACUCGUCUUCAAGAGGAUCUGGAGAAGGUUUCAGCAAAGUGACCAUGAAGGUUUCAGCUACAUGACCUUGAUAUACGGGAGAACUGUUUGAUUUUUAUUUAUUUUUUU
This is a messenger RNA of Gadus chalcogrammus (walleye pollock), 1810 nucleotides long. Its product is annotated as aldehyde dehydrogenase family 3 member A2-like. Gene Ontology annotation, cellular component: cytoplasm. Gene Ontology annotation, molecular function: aldehyde dehydrogenase (NAD+) activity. The transcript has 11 exons. NCBI's taxonomy places the organism in Eukaryota, Metazoa, Chordata, Actinopteri, Gadiformes, Gadidae. Bases 223 to 1692 code for a protein of 489 amino acids. The record is from RefSeq and is a predicted model, not a curated record. Gene Ontology annotation, biological process: aldehyde metabolic process.